UCCAGGUUAUAUUUUAACAUUGUGUUCAUAUACAAAACAAAGGUUGUGAAUCAGCACGAAUGCUGGCAAGCCCUGGAAGGUUUGUGAUCACGGACUUUCACGAGACCCCAAGGCAAGGAGAGACAGAAGCCCAGGACAACAGCAUGGGCGCCGCUUUUCAGUCGGGCGCCGCUUUUCGGUCAGGCGCCGCCUGGACUACAUUUCCCAUAUCCAAUUGCCGUGCUCCUGCAGGAUUGGCCAGAACAACGCGGAAGUGAUUACGGGUCGCCCAGCAACGGGCGGAGUCCUGGCCCGAAACUGGAUGCGCACGCCCCUUCCCUGCGGCGGGGAGGCUGACAAGUCUCCGCUCUAUCUCUAGCGCCUCGGAGCGCUCUCCGGCUUUGCUGUCUAGCCCGGCGGCAGCGCGAUCUCUUAGGCACUAUCACCGCCUUCCUCUCCAGGCCCUGCCCCUUUGACGCCGGCAGUCGCGAUAUUGCGGAGACUGGAUUUCAGCUUCGUGGUCGGCGGAGCGGCCCCUGGAGGGCGCAGUGCGCAGGCGUGAGCGGUCGGGCCCCGACGCGCGCGGGUCUCGUUUGGAGCGGGAGUGAGUUCCUGGGCGAGUGGACCCGGCAGCGGGCGAUCGGGGGGCCAGGUGCCUCCACAGUCAGCCAUGGCAGCGCUGCGCUACGCGGGCCUGGACGACACGGACAGUGAGGACGAGCUGCCUCCGGGCUGGGAGGAGAGAACCACCAAGGACGGCUGGGUUUACUACGCCAAUCACACCGAGGAGAAGACUCAGUGGGAACAUCCAAAAACUGGAAAAAGAAAACGAGUGGCAGGAGAUUUGCCAUACGGAUGGGAACAAGAAACUGAUGAGAACGGACAAGUGUUUUUUGUUGACCAUAUAAAUAAAAGAACCACCUACUUGGACCCAAGACUGGCGUUUACUGUGGAUGAUAAUCUGACCAAGCCAACCACCCGGCAAAGAUACGACGGCAGCACCACUGCCAUGGAAAUUCUCCAGGGCCGGGAUUUCACUGGCAAAGUGGUUGUGGUCACUGGAGCUAAUUCAGGAAUAGGGUUCGAAACUGCCAAGUCUUUUGCCCUCCAUGGUGCACAUGUGAUCUUGGCCUGCAGGAACAUGGCAAGGGCGAGUGAAGCAGUGUCACGCAUUUUAGGAGAAUGGGCUGGAGUACAGUGGCGUGAUCUUGGUUCACUGCGGCAUCAACCUCCUGGGCUCAAGCAAUCCUCCUACCUCAGCCUCCUGAGUACCUGGGAUUACAGGUAUUUGCCACCACGCCCAGCUAAUUUUUGUAUUUUUAGUAGAGACAGGGUUUCGCCAUGUUGGCCAGGCUAGUCUUGGACUCCUGACCUCAGGUGAUCCGCCCGCCUUGGCUUCCCAAAAUGCUGGUAUUACAGGCAUGAGCCUCUCCAUCUGGCCUCACCAGUGCUCUUCUGACUAGCUUGAUCAUAUGCCAAUGUUUUAUUCCUUCGUGGAGCUCAGAGUAAGCUUGUUUUACUGGACGUUUUCUAUAAUAAAGCUAGGGGAUGGCGAAUCACUCUAAUUACCAAAAAGCUGUCUUUGAUAACAAUGUAGGAGAUAAGGAAGGCAGAAAUAACAUUUGCGUAAUUCUUUGCCAUUCUGUCUCUGAAUCUUGAAAUAAAUACUCUUGAAUUUAUAUAUUCUUGGUCCUUUAGGAGUCAUAAAAACAUACCGUUACAUAUGUAUAUGAAACGGUGAGAAACUGCGUAUUUAUUAAGAGUCACGACCCUUAGGACGAGAUAAAUCAAAUUAAAUCUCAUAAAAACCUGUUAUGGAAUAUGAAUACGUAGCACUAUUUUUUCUUUUAGGGUCUCUUUAUUAAUUUUGUCAUGUUUAAUAUGUUACAGUUGCAAACAAAGGCAUAAAUGCAUGCGUUCAUUCCUAAUUAAUUUAUGUAAUUGGGUUUUAUAAAUUUAGGUGUUUAGGAAGCUGUGCGUAACACACUCCAUUUACUGUGUGCUGUAGCCAAUAAAAGCAUAAUAGAAAGAAAUAUAGUUUGAAGCUCACUUCAAUGGUAAAUAUAGAUUAGUUGUAAAUGAUAUCUUUGUAAUGUUUAUUUUAAAUUUUGCAAUGCUGCAGAUUUUCUGAACAUACCAAUUAAUGUUCUUAUUUGAAAUAAUGACUAGUUAAUUACUAUAAAUUCUAAGUGCUCUAUCUCUGACAAUUAAAAAUUGUCUUACAGCUUUUUAUUUAUUUAAUUUUUUUUUUAGUUCUUUCCAAAUUAUAUUCAGUGCAGCAUCUGGGGAAAGAAGAAUGAGAAUGGAAGGAGUGUGUUUAAAAUGUGGGUGGUUUUGUCAAUUCCUAUUGGGAACGCUUGUAUUUGAAUGUAUAUACAUAUGCACAUUUAUGUGUAAUGUCUAUUUCAUGCUAAAUAAGGAGUGAACAAGUUGAAAAAUAUGAAAUGCUGUUUGAAUUUUUAAAAUAGGUUAUAAAUUAUAACAUGAAAAUCAAAUACAAUGGGUAAAACCAGUAAAUUUUAAAUAAGUUUACAUUUGUUGUCGUGAUGUGACUGUGACGUUACCUGAGAUCGCAGCAAGGACCUCUGCAGCCCGAAAAGACCAACUAGAAUGAUUUGAUCAGAAAGGGAAUGGGUAUUAGGCUGCUCCACUGUUACUUUAUCCGCUUCGGGAGAGAGAGCCCUGUUCCUUCUUCAUCUAGCUCAAGCCAGCUGUCAGAAAUGCACGUCAGAGCUACACAAUUCUAUCCAAGGCGUUAACUGUUGUCAAGUCUGUUUUUUAUGAAUAUGUUUCAAUGUAAGAAAUUGUCUUAGGUCCAAAGUGAAACGUCUUCCUCCUUGACUCAUAGCAAGCUCAUGCAGGUAUUUGAACAUUGUUCUGUAUAAUAUGUGCACCUUUGAGAAAUCCCAUGAUUCUUGGUAUUCUUUGUAAAUCUAAUACCUUCCAUCCAGAGAGAGAGUAUACAUGUGGGGUCAAUUGGGAGUACGUUUUGUAUCCUCUAGUCUGAGCCGUACAGGUUAAAGGAGAAUGUUGGAUUUGCUUUUGAAAGUAUGGGCUUGCGGAGAUUAAAAAAAAAAAAAAAGAAACCUUGAAUAAUCAUGUAUAAAUAUAAAUACUGUAUGUAGAAUAAGUGUAAUGGAUCACAUUUAUGAUGAAAUAUGUAUGUCUUUCCAAGGGUAAGACCUUCAUAAUUCAUUUAUAAGUUACCUGCUUUCUCUUACGUGUAAGUAGCAGAAUAGUAAUUUUCUUCGUUCUUUCUGAAGAAUUGCCACACAGGGAAUGAAAAGAAAAAAGGAUGAACUUUUCUUAAACAGCAGAAUGUUAUUCAGAGAUAACUGGAAAAAAGUACGAGAAAAGCCAAAAAGAAAAAAAAAAAUUGUGGGUCCUGGUGAUGUUGGAAAAAUGACGUGUGAGCUGAAGUUCCAGACGCCGAGCUUCAUCUAUUUUGUCAUGUUAUGACAGAAAUCAUUACAAGGGUGAUAGGUUUAUUUAUAAAGACUUGCUUCAAUAUUCAAAGGACAUCUAUUCUAGCAUUCCUCAUUUUGAGCCAGGCUGUGGAUCAAGAUGAAAGAAAAAUUAAAUUGUAUAUUGAAGAGCUCUUAAUUGAGCCAUGCUUUAUUUAACAGGGAAGCAUCGGCUUCAGGCAGUCGAUACCACUGAGGAUUUUUAAUGCCCUGCAUCAUGAGACUGUCAGUUUGCUUUGGAGAAUGCAAACAGGCUAAUGACAAAGCCCUGCAAACUUUUGUAGUUGCUGCUGGUCUCUUUGGAAGGCAAGUGCUAAUUUACCCACAGUUGAAACCUGGCACACACACGCGCAUGCACACACACAGACACACACUCUCUCUCUCUUUCUCUGUCUCUCUUUCUCUGUCUCUCUCUCUUUCUCUGUCUCUCAUAAGGAACUAAAUCCUGCGUUUUCUCACCGGAGGGCUAAUGACACACUGCUUAGUCACCCAAAACUUAUUUCCUAAGGAGUCACUUUGGGGCUUGUUUAAAGUUUUUAAUGUAAGGCGUUAUAUAAUAUUAGAUUUCCCCUCUUUUUCCUUAAUCAAUGUAAAUUCAAUUGCAUUUCAGAGGGUGGCCGAGUGGCAUUUCAUCAUCUCUAAUAUCCAUUUAAAAAUGUUAGGUCUACCCAGUUAUAAUUCUCCAAAGUAGCCUAUCUGUGGUUUAGUAUGUUAUCUCCAUUCUCUAAGGCAGUGUUAAUUUCCUUUUGUAGUUAAUCUAUCCUACUACCAAAUUUAGUAUAUUUAUAGUUAAAGAUUCUGUUAAGAGCUAAGUGAUUUAAGUACAUCUGGGAUAAAGUGGCCUUGGCUUUAACUAUGAAACAAAUUUUCUUUAUUUCAUUCUCUUCACUGAUAAAUCCAUAGUAACUGGAGGCAUUUUUAGAAUUGUGGGCAAUUUCAGCCUCUAAAGUUUGAUUAAAGAUACUUCAGAUAUUCCUACUGAGAGGCUAGAGGGCUGAAAGGAAUUUAUUUUGGGUUCUGGCCCUAGUGCGGCUCAGUGGAAGAGAACAGACAUUGUGAGUUUAAUUCUCACGCUGCCAAUUUCCCAUGAGUCUAGGGUGGGUGUUACUUCUCAAGAAGGUGAUGGUAGAACCGCUGGAGACUUCUUAUGGCUGUGGCAGGGGACUCACACGUCACAAGGAGUCCAGAGGCAUGGCUUUGAAGAGCUCUUUUCAUUCAUUCUUCCUUUUGUUCACUUGUACAUCAAAUACAUGCUGUGGGCCUACUGUGUGCUGAGCACUGAUCUUGUCAGGUUCUUGGGGAAGACUUCAUUGGUGAGGUGACCUUUGAGUUGAGUGUAUGAGUGCAAGAGAGAGCGAUCACACCUGGGAACUGCUUAAUAAAGUCCCCGGCGUCUUGAAGCCACUUGCAGACCUUGGCAGUUGCUGUUGCUCCUGCUGCUGCUGCUGCUGCUGCAUUGUCAAGACUACAUUGAUGUCUUGGAAAUAUAGAAAAAAAGAGGCUGCUGGACUGUGUGCUUAGAAUCAGUGUGCUAACUCUGUUACCAACACUGUAGAGAAGUGGUUCCAGAAGGAAGAGUUCAGGGUGAGAAUGAAUAACGGAGUGGCUUUGCAGUGGGAACCUGGCUUUGCAGCACAGCUAGGAUUGGAGAAGAUCUUCCCAGCAGGGAGAAGAACUGAAAGAAAAUGCGUGAGGGGAGGAAGGUUGCACCAGUGGGAGGGACCAGAAUAUGGUGUGGAAAGAACGAGGUUCAAAUCCAGGCUCUGUCAUUAACUGCCCCUACCCUCUCUGAGCUGAGUUUGUUUUGGACACUGGAGAUAAUGCAUGUUAACAUCCUGCUAGCUCUAUUUAUUUGCCACCAUGGUACAUAAUCAUGGGAGCUCUAUUUAUUUGAUCAUCUUCUUUUGUUAUUAUUAUUUGGUGUAUUUGGGAAAGGCAUGUGGGAGCAGCAAGCAGGUGAGCAUCCUGUUUGGAAUGCAGGGCCGGGAACUGCCCUGCCCAGUCCAGCCUCAUUCCAGAGGCUAGCACCUGGCCUCAGCUCUAGAGCUGCUGGGAGCAUUUCAGCUCUCUGCUUCUUUGGCAGUCUAGUGCUGUCACAGAAGGAAAGCUCACUCCAUGGAGAAGGGGGGAUUGAUUUCUUCUCUGAGGGCAGAGGCUGAUCAAUCUAGGCUGGUAGGAAUAGAUGUAACCUCAGAGGAAACAAUUUGCAUUGGCAAAAGCAAGUCAAUGGCCAUCCCCAAAUUCAAAAGGACAGGGAAGUGUAAUCCUACUGUGCACCCUAAAGGAUCCAGGCCCCAGGAAUGGUGGUGAUUUGCCAGGGGGAAAUGGAGGAAUAACCCCUUCUUUGACUACCUCUGUAGUUUAUAUUGGAUUCUGCAAAGUCCCAUGAGGACUGAUAGAUGGACUGUGUCUGCAUUUGAAUUUUGUAGCUGAAAUGUGGGUGAGUUCACCUAGGUCCCCUUCAUGACAAGGUGGUGAGAAUCAUUUUCUUGUUCUACAAAUCUGAAUUAGGUCCACGAAAGAGGGUAUGCAGCAUAGAGAGGAACCAAAAAGGACGCAAGAUUUAGGAUAGAUAUUGCACCUUGGGAGGCCUGCCUGGUCUGCCCUUGAUAACUCGUGAACAGUCUGGUAAUGCUGGAAGGCAAAGUAAAAGCCAACCUCUUGAGAAAGACAUGGAACACAGGAUGGAACUUGAACUGCUUAAAAUGGCUUUUCUCAGGCCAGCUGCACUGGAGUGUGCUGCUGUAACAAACACGCCCGGAUCUCAGUGGCUUAGCAUGGUGAAUUCAUUUCCCAUUCGUGAUAUCUGACCACAGAUGGGAGGUAAGGGGCUGUGCUUUAAAGUCAGUCAGGGAUCUGGCUGGGCCCGAUGCCUCACACCUGUAAUCCCAGUACCUUGGGAGGUGGGCGGAUCACUUUAGGUCAGAAGUUCGAGACCAGCCUGGCCAACAUGGUGAAACUCCAUCUCUACUAAUAACACGGAUUAGUCAAGUAUGGUGACGUGCACCUGUAAUCCCAGCUACUCGGGAGACUGAGGCACAAGGAUUGCUUGAACCCUGGAGGCAGAGGCUGCAGAGAGCUGAGAUCAUGCCACUGUACUCUAGCCUGGGUGACAGAGCGAGACUCUAUCUCAAAAAAAAAAAAAAAAAAAGUCUUUCAGGGAUCCAGGCUGACCUCAGCACCAUCUCUUACAUGUGCCUCUGUUCUUUCCCUAAUAUAAGGGAGCAUGGGGGAUUAGUGUCUGGCUUAAGCACUUCCACUCAGAAAUCUUGCUUCUCCCCACAAUCCAUUGGUGAAAGCAAGGCAAUGGUCAUGCCCCAAUUCGAAAGAUAAGUGCAGUCCUACUGUGUGCCCUAAAGAAUUGAAGAUCAGGAUACUUAUGAGCAGCUCUCACAACUGCCAUAGUGGCAAUGCGAAUGGCAUCUAUUUUUAAUGUGACUGAGAAAAUAAUUGGUCAGAUAUUGCAGGAUUUUUGUGGGGGAGAGGGUGGAAAAGAACUUACAGAUUAAAAAAGAACUGGCAUAGCACCUAGAUUUUAAACAGAAGGAAAAGAUGACAUUGGGGACCAAAGACACAGAAAUUUCACUUCUGUGCCAUGACAAAUACCAGGGAGAUGUAAUUGCAAAAUGAAGCUGCAAAUGUCUUACCCAGGGAACUAGGUAACAACCUGCUUGGCUUCAUAAAGAAGGAAUAAUAUCCAAUUAGGCUAAGUGUAUUCGGUGCCUGAGUGACAAGCCCUGGAGACCUCAGGGCUUCUGGGGCCCCCAGGGCGGUUUCAGGAGGCUGUCUCCAGACCUGUCUGGGGUGUGAGCAUGUCAUGCUGUGGCCCGCGCCUCUUACAGCUGCCUCUGCUCUUCUAAGCACUGAAAUGAGAGGUGUAACCUGUGUUCCAGAGUCUGCGCCUCCCAGCCACUGGGGCAGGGGCACCUGGCCCGUCAGACUUACCUUGCCUCCCCUGCUGCCCAUGCCCUGCUGCCUAGGCCUGGGCUCAUGACUGGGUCCACAUCAGCUCCACAUUGCAGACUGACCCCCUGGACCCUCACGUCUCAGGAUCCGUAUCUCCCUGUCAGUGCUGUGUCACCCAAAGUCACCGCAGCUCCUCUUGAGUGCUUUCAAGGUUAGACCGAGGGGUCCCAGUUCAAGCUAAUUCCUACCUGUGCGAUCACUAGCCAAGUACUGAACCUCUCUGAACUUCUGUUACCUCAUCUGUAAAAGAUGGUUGGUUUGUAAUUGUUCCUACCUCUUAGGGCUUUUGUGAGAGUUUAGAUGAUAAACCACCAAGCAACAGUGGCUGGCAUUCUGUGCACAAUCGAUGUCUGCUGCUGUCAGCUCUGUGGUCGCUGUCUGCACUCCCACCCCUGUCAUCCUCCAAGUCUGAUCUCCUCCCGAAGUCUCUUCCUGGACCUCAGCCCUCAGGGAUUGCACCUCCCUCUGAAUAUGCUGUCCCUUCUAAUCAUGCCAUUUAGCCACACUGCCUAGCACUUUCUUUUUUGAAUAUUCAUGUCCCAGGUCCCUGAAAAAGUUGCUAAGCCUGCUAAAAGCAAGGCCAGGCCUUUCUUUCUUUGUAACCUUAAUGCCCAGCAACGCUCCAUUCAGUUUGACCCUAAGUUGGCUUCAUACUUUGAUUUUAUGUCUUUAUUUGUUUCUUAAUGAGCUACUUUAUCAUUGUGAAAAUAGUUAAAUAUCAAUAGUCAAUGAAUAAAUAUUACCAAAAAAAAAAGGUUUGUCAUUUAAAAAUUUGGAGCUGGGCUGGAAACUAGGGAUACUACUUGGUAUAUUUUAGUUCUACUGAUAUGACAGUAUUUGAUACUUAAUCAUAUUCAAGCAGCUUUACAGAGACUACCAUGAGAAUGGGUUAAAUUAAGAGGAUUGACUUUGCUGUUUAGCCAAUACAGGCCAAAGUUCAGUGGUUUGAGACAUGGCGGGGUUUGGUAGUAGAUGUAGGAUAUUGCAGGGGAAAGAGUGUUGGAGGAUGGAAGAUUGCAUGAUAUUUCUGGCUUUGUUCUUUGACUGUGUGCUGUUUGUAAAAUCACUUAAGUCCCAUGGGUCAUUUACUUCCCCAUAUCAAGCACCUGCUAUGUAUCAGGUGUUGUGCUCACGUGGUGUUUUAUGCACAGUGUUUCCUCUUUGUUAAUCCUCAUGAUGAUUGAUAUGGUUUGGCUGUGUCCCCACCCAAAUCUCAUUUUGAACUGUAAUCUCCAUAAUCCCCACGUGUCGAGGUAGGGACCUGGUAGGAGGUGAUUGGCCCAUGGUGGCAGUUUCCCUCAUGCUGUUCUUGUGAUAGCACAUGAGUUCUCGUGAGAUCUGAUAGUUUUAUAAAUGGAAGUUUCCCCUGGCCUUCAUUCUCUUUCCUGCUGCUUUGUGAAGAGGGUACUUGCUUCUUCUUUGCCUUCUGCCAUGAUUGUAAGUUUCCUGAGGCCUCCCUAGCCAUGCGGAACUGUGAGUCAAUAAACCUCUUUAUACAUUACCCAGUCUCGGGUAGUAUCUUCAUAGCAGUGCAAAAACGGACUAAUACAGAUUGGGCACGGUGGCUCAUGCCUGUAAUCCCAGCACUUUGGGAGGCUGAGGCAGGUGGAUCACUUGAGGUCAGGAGUUUGAGACCAGCCUGGCCAACAUGGUGAAACCCUGUCUCUACUAAAAAUACAAAAUAGCCGGGCAUGGGGGUGUGUGCCUGUAAUCCCAGCUAUUUGGGACCCUGAGGCAGAAGAAUCACUGGAACCUGGAAGGUGCAGGUUGCAGUGAGCCGAGAUCAUGCCACUGCACUCUAGCCUGGGUGAUUCCAUCUCAAAAAAAAAAAAAAAAAAAAAAAAAAAAGAGAAAGAAAACAGACUAAUACAAUGAUCUGUGAGAUAUUGGGACUGUUCUUAUUCCCAUUUCACAGAUGAGCCACUAACUGGCUCCGGGCAGGACAGUGAAUAAGGGCACAACAGAGACACAAACACAUGGCUAACCAGUGGUCUCAUCUGUCAGCCACACUGCCUGUCUCAGCAUGGGCCCUGUGUGGACCAUUCCAUCUCAAUUUGUUUCUGAUUCUUGUCAAUUAAACAAGAACAGCUGAAAAGUAAAAUAAUAAAUAUAUACAUAAAAACAAUGGGGGGAGUAAUAAUGAUAAUAGAUACAAUUUUUUGGUGUUUAUAAUCCCCAGAACCUGGCUUAAUUAUUUUAAACUAAAUCAACACUUUGAACACUUGCAGGUUAGAAAACCAGUGGACUGAUGGAUGCGUUACAGCGAUUGUUUCCAAGUGUAUUAGUUUCCGCUUGCCGCUGUUACACAUUAUCGCCAAUGUAGCACCUAAACAACACAAAUGUAUUAUCUUUCAGUUCUGUAAGAUAGAAGUCCCACAGGGUUCUCCUUGGGCUAAAAUGUAGUUGUCGGCAUUUCUUUCUGGAGGCUCUGGGGGAAGGUCGUUCCUUGGCCUUUUCCCAUGACGUAGAGGCUGACACAUUCCUCUGCUAUGGCCUCUUCAUCUAUUUUUCAAAGCCAGCAAGGUUGCAUCUCUCUGUCUUUCUUUUGUGGUCACAUUUUACCAGGACUCUUCUCCUGCUUUUUUUUUUCUACCUUUAGGGAUCUUUGUGAUUUCGUUUGGCCCACCUAGAUAACCAGGGUCCUCUCCCUAUUUAUUUUUAUUUUAUUUGUGAGACAGAGCUUUGCUUUGUUGCCCAGACUGGAGUGCAGUGGCUUGAUCUUGGCUCACUGCAACCUCCGCCUCCUGGGUUCAAGCGAUUCUCCUGCCUCAGCCUCCUGAGUACCUGGGACUACAGGCACAUGCCACCAUGCCAGCUCAUUUUUAGUAGAGAUGGGGUUUCAACAUGUUGGCCAGGCUGGUCUCAAACUCCUGACCUCAAAUGAUCUGCCUGCCUUGGCCUCCUAAACUGCUGGGGUUACAGGUGUGAGCCACCACACCCAGCCCCUCUCCCUAUUUUAUUGCGAGGUAAUUAACAACCUUAAUUUCACCAGUAACCUGAAUUCUCCUUUGCCACGCAGUCUACCAUAUUCACGGUUUUCAGGGAUUAGGACCUGGACAUCUUUGAUUGGGAAAUGGGCAUCAUUCUGUCUACCACAACGUGAGAGCCCAUUGCCGUGCAUCCACAGUCAUAAAAGACUGUUCCCUUCCUCCCUGAUUCUUCCUAACUUCUCCUGCCUGCCUUGCAGGAUAUGUGGAGUUGUCAGUUCCUAGCACCACUGGCCAAAGCGAGGAUAGUUGAUUGCACUCCUACUUUCCAGCUGGUAGAAACAGCAUGUGUAUAGGUACAACUCUGGUGUGGGAAAAAUGCUAAAGAUAUAAAGUAGAAAUAGGCUUUGUGUGAUGUGAGCAGCAGAACAAAAAUCGAGGGUGCCAAAUAAUCGUAUGAAGUGGUGAACUGCCUAAGAUGGAAUAUUGCUGUUCCUAAAUCCUGGCUGUGUUGAGACAUGUGAUCCUGCUGAUGAGAUGAGAGCUGAACCACUCUCUUCUCCCAGAUUCUGGGCUUCUGACCUUAAUAGACACCGAGAAACUUAACAGAGGGCUCAGAAGAGAAAUCUAUUGAAAGUUACUAGGUGCCAGGUGUCUCGGAAAGUGUUUCACACAUGCCUGAGACGAUAAAGGCAAGAUUCAUCCAUUCUUUCAGCAAACAGUUUCUUCACUUACCGGGAAAGGGGGUGUAAUAUAUGGGGGUAUAGGGAUAAAUAAUUCUGUGUGCUGUGCAGGCCGUGGAGACUCAUCUUCUGCACAGGUCAGGUUCUGAAGUCAGCAUAUAAGCUGGAAGUGCAGUGAAGUCAAAUGACCCUCAAAGAUCCUUCCAGACUUCAUGCCCUUGGCAACUCAAAGUCAGUUUGGAAACUCAUAUGCUGGUUUCUUCCUUGUAUUUAUGCAGCAGCCUCCUUUUCCACAAAAAGCAGAGGCCAAGGCAUCUCACCCCCUCAAUUUUUUAACUUUCCCUCUCCCUCCUUGUGCUUGCCUUUCUUUUCUUUUCUUUUUUCUUUUUAAGACAGGCUCUCACUCUUGUCACCCAGGCUAGAAUGCAGUGGUGCAAUCACAGCUCACUGCAGCCUGGAACUCCCAGGCUGAAGCGAUCCUCCUGCCUCAGCCUCCCGAGUAGCUUGUACGCAGAUGUGUGUCACCAUACCUGGCUGAUUUAUACUUAUAUUUAUGUGUGUGCAUGUGUGUUUAUAUAUAUAUAUUUGUAGAAAUGGGAUUUUGCCAUGUUUCCUAGGCUGGGCUCAGACUCCUGGGUUUAAGCAAUCCUCCUCUGGCCUCCCAAAGUGCUGGGAUUACAAGCCUGAGCCACCAUGCCUGGCCUUUGCUUGCCUUUCUUAAUGUCUUUGACAAUUCAUGUAAAUGUGUGUAUGAUGUAACUCUAUAGGACUAAGGGUGUGUGAGGAUGCCAGGAGGCUGUUGGUUGACAGGAGUCAUGAUUUGACUCUAUGAGGUCACAGACAAUGCUUUUUAAAUUUUACCGCCAACCCACAAGAAAACUAUUCUCCUUCUUCUAAGGAAGAAAAAAAUGUCACGAUAAAGCAGCUACAUUAAUGACAGGCACAUCAAGGUUUUAACAUGUUCUCUAGAUUUAUGAUGUGUAGCGUGGUCUCCAUUCUAGAAAGCAAAGUAGGGAAAGCACGACUUUGGGGCCAGGGCCCUUCCUGGCUCAGAAUGUCCCUGGCCAGUGUGCGCCGUGCAGUGUGGAAGCAUGCUCCGGUGCGUAUCUAAGUUUCCGUGCUAUCUGUAGGGAUAGUGAUUUUUAUUCGUUAGAGUUUUUGAGUCUAAUUGUUUUUAAACUGCCACUUUUGUUUGUUAAAGAUACAGAUGUCUGGCCAUAGAGGAAAGCAAGGUGGAUUUAUCGUUGCAAUUAGAUGCUUCACAAUUUGAAAACUUAUCACUUAAAUUGGUGAAAUGUCACUUUUAUGUAACUUGAUGUUUAGAAGUCCUUGGCAUCCAGGACUAAACUCAUGUGCAAUUUAACAAGAUCUUGCUGAGAUAAAGGAAGUUGCGCUUGAGGAAACAUUGAAACACACCAGAUGGAAUUUUCCAAUUCCCUCCUACAUGAUAGAGACUAGGUGAAGGGAGAUAGACCACAAAUUGAUUUUGUGUAACUCUUAAAUUAAGUGGAGCAGAGUUAAAAAAAAAAAAAAUCACUGGAUUUGAAGUUGGCCUAUGUUAGAUUACUCCAAGGAAGUUAGUUAAUAUGUUAAUAUGAAUCUAGAUGAACAUUGAGUGUUUUGCUCUUCUUGUUAAUUUGCGCCAUCUACUAAUCUCUGGACAAUGGAGAAAAAGUCGUAGGUUAUAAGUUUUUUAUUUAUGGACAUUAAGCAAUAUCUUUAAAAUGUAAAAUGAAGCCGACAAAAUGCACAGCCGGAUAACAACAACAAAUCUAAUCUAAAGUGACAGGAAGAGACUCUCCCAGACAUUUUUCUCUUUAAUGUAACAUGACUUUAAAUUGAUGCAACCCCACAGUGAUUGAAAAACUCUCAGAGCUUGUCUCCUAUGAUUACAUUUCUGAUCUGUACAACUUAAUUUUUUAACUCGGUGAGUCUCAGUUUUGUGAAUGAACAGUUCUCUUUUGCUUUCUCUCUCAUAUUAUUUGGGAAGACAUUAUUUGGCAACCAGGCAGAUAAAGCUCUGUUACCACGACGAAUACUGAGAAAUCCUAAAACAAUAAAGACCCCAAGAACUCGCCCUGGAAUAUGUACCUCCAAAUCUCUUCUCUUUUCCUUCUCUCCUUCUCUUUGUUUUUCUUUCUCUUCCUGUUCUCUUGUUUUAUCUUGACUUCUCUUGACUGUGGUGACGGUUUGCAUAUAUCUGCGAUUGUACUGAAACUCACCAAACAUUGUACGUUUUAAAUGGGCAAAAUGUAUUUGAACUAUAUAUAUCACAAUAAAGCUGUAAUACUCUUUUAAAGUGUCUCCUGAAUCAUUACCAGUAUAAUUCUUCUGUGAGCUGUAUUUUGAUGAAUUCAGAAUUAAUUUAAAAUGGAUUAUCCCCCUGUAGAAUGGGAGGUAAUGCUGAAUGAUUGUGAAUGAUUGUGAAUGUUUGUUUAUUCGGGGUACUCCCUCAAAUUUCUUAUCCAGUGGUGUCUAGAACGUGUUGGGAUUUUGUUUGAUAGUUUCUUGAGUUGGAAGUUGCGUUUCUUUGGCCUCCUGUGUGGGUAUCAAUGAGUUUUACGUGGUUUAAAGGCCAGUUAUGUGAUGGAUACUUCUAUUAUCUUAUGUCUUUCUGAAUUCAUACACUUAAAUGUACAGUUUUCAUCUUCCUUCAAAAUCUUAUUUUUCCAAGCAAGUUUUAUUUAUUCAGUUUCAGUCAUUACUGAAGUGAAUAACAAACAUAUAACAGAUGCUAUUUUGGGUCAUAGCUGUUUUGCUAAGUAAUACUUAAAGGCUUUCUGACUAUAUUUUUAAUUUCUCGACAGUCUCCCAUGGUUAUUUUCUGAUCAUAACUUGAAAAUCAAAGCUUUCUGUUCAGUUUAACCAUCUUUUAAAACCCAGUGGUUUUAGCUUGGGUAUUAACCUUUAACAUAGCUAGUGAAAAUUGAACAUUUUUAUUUGAAAUAUGCUUAAUGUUGUCUUGUGUAAGACAAAAAGUUUAGGGACAAGUGAACCAUUUACUUUUCUUUUAAUGUGGAAAGCAGUUUGCAAAUGCUUGUGUGACUAACAAGAAUGAAAGGACCAGAAUGGCAGUUCUGAGCUAGAAUGUGAUGAGUAAGUACCACCACAGUUAGCGGCUACGGAAGGGAGGUUGUUCUACAGAGAAACAUGCUCAUCAUUUCUUCUGUUAUGGUAUUCACUCUGGCAAUUUCUUUUUGGACUCAUUCUAAAAUCAGGAUUAAGGAUAUCCACUGAGAAGCUUGCAUUUAUUACUCUAAGCAAGAAACUUCUGUUUAAUUUUUUAACCAUUUGAUUCAUAUGUAUUUAGAUUUUAAAAUUUCAUUUUCUCUUAUCCAAAUGUAUCAUAUAUCUUUAAGUAGGUGAAUCUUGGAGUAGAUUUUAUUAUAUAUCACAUCACAGAGUUAAGCUCGGUUCAUUUGGAUUUUAAAAAUCUCUACAGCUUUGAGAAUGACUUUGAAACACUCUUUACUGUUGGAGCUUAAAGAAAAUAAAUCUCUAAUGUCCUCUAUAUUAAUUCACCUGCUUGGAAAGUUAGAGAUUAAAAGGUUUAGUAGGAUUUUUAUAUUUUCUAUAAUUUCUAUUUGUAUUGGAGUAAACUGUUCUUUGUAUGGAGUGGCUUAGCUUUCAUAAAACAGAAAGAUUCCUAUAUUGAGAAAAGAGGAAGAAGGAAAAAGUGUAAUAUAAAUACAUAAAACUUCCUCUAGCUUUCUUGUAUUAUAUGUAAAGGAGUUAGUAUAUUACUUUAAUUAAGUGUACUUUGAAGAAAGCAAUCUCCUAUUUCCAUUAAUGGUGGACUCUGUGGGUAGAGACGUGGAUAUUUUUCCUUUUAUAAGAAAGGUCUUGUCUUUCCUCAGAAGGCAUUGUGAGCAAAAUAAGGGAAGAAAACGAGAAGCAGAUAAGAAAAACAAAUCACAAUAUUGAAGCAGGACCCGAGUACUAUAGCCUUCCUCAUAUUUUGGUAUCUGGAACCGAGGUUGCUAAUUAAUGACCCAAGAGCUAAGCCUUGUUUGAUGAAAUGCAAGAUGUAAUACACAGAUUGCCUUUGAGUGAUGUGUGAUUAUUACCAUCCAUUCAUGUGUAAUCCCGUAUUUGGAAGGUUUGUAAUUUGUUUUUGACACAUUUCUCUCUGAUUUUAUACACUCAUGCAUACAGGUCUCACCUCCCUCCAAAACCUUAUUUCCAAAGCAGACUUUGUUUGUUUGGUUUGGGUAAUUCAUUGGGCCCUAUUUGUCUUCCUUAUACAUAAUCUAUCUUCUUACUGCUGCCUCUGUCUUCCAAACCAACAAUACAAAGAAUGAAGCCUGGGGACUGGAACUUAAAACUUGUGCCGAGAAAAGAAAGUCAAGGUCUGUGGGCUCCUAAAACGUCCUGUGGAAUUCGCCUCAGAUGCCCCUCCAUUUGCACUGGUAUAUGGAGAAUGUUUGAAAACCACCAGAACCUAUUGUGUACUUUGGAACAAUGGCAUUUUCCUGCUUGAUUGUGAAGAUGGCCGCUGGAAAAGAAGCCAACUCCCAGGGGGCACGAGGGGCUAAGCUGUCUCCUGGGAAGUUUAAGGGAGGCCAAGUGUUUUCCAGUUCAUUUCCAACGCAUAUUUCUUCAGGGCCAAGGGCCCAGCUGUGCCUCAUUAGGGGUGAGAGUUUGGCUGUGACACGACUUAAUAGAAAAAAAAAAAAAAAAGAAAGGAGAAGUCCAACUAGCUGAGUGGCAACAGAACUUGGGACAACCUGUGCCCACAGCCUUUCAUGUCCUGUAAUGAGUGUGCCAUUUGCUCACUGGGAGGAGAAAAAAAUGACAGUAUGCAACAGUCAACUUUUUCCUGAAGAAAGAGAGAAAAAAAUACAUAUUUUGCAGCCGAGACAUCGGGGUACCUGUUAACUUUCGGCACAGCGCUAGUGUCAGCCCUGGAAAGAGACUCCCGGUGAACAGCACUUUUUACCAUUUAAUCAGCCUGUGCUUCUUCGUAUUUAUAGCCCUGGCGAGGUUGGCCCAUUGUUACAAGAGGAAAUUGUGAUGUUCAGCAGUUUAUACCUUGGGAGCUGGAAGCGUUUCUCCAUGGUGAAUUUGUAAUAUUAAUUGGCCAUGUCAGUUCAUGACAAAUGUAGUGACAUCUAUUUCAAGUAUUUCAGUUUUAUGGUGCUGAAGAAGUGACACGCGCUCGAGAUAAGUAAUCUCACAAAAGAUCUUCCCGCUCGCUGUGGAGCGCCUCCAGAACAUGCUCUCAGAGGAGACGCAAAUAGGCUCAGGGUUCAGGGGGCUGUCCCCUUCCUUUUGCUCAAGGCUCAGAGGGGAGCCAGAGGAAGGCGGGGAGGGACGCACUCCCUGUCAUUCCCCUUUCAGUCUCAGGAGAUUCUGGUUGAAGCUCUGGCAUGGAUUUUCCUGCCCAAGAAGUGUACUUGCGGUGAUCAUUUAUGUGAUUUGGGUACCUGCUGCUUGUAGGCUGUGACUGUCAGUAGCAGAAAUAAAUAUAUUGCCUUUCUCACUGUGUACAGUGGUGCUGUACCAAGAGUGACUGCCCAUCAAGGGACACUUGUCUGGAGAUAUUUGGGUUGUCCUAUCUUGGAGGAGAAUAGGCUGCUAUUAGCAUCUAGUGGGUAAGAGGAAGGGAUGCUGUAGAACUUCCUACAAUGCACAGGCGCAUCCCACAACAGAGAAUUGUCUGGCCCCAAAAGUCAAUAGUGCUGAGGCUGAGAAACCCUGCACUUGUGUGGACCAUGCCCUUUUGUGCUUUUCAACCUUGAAGCACUAAUAGGUCAGAGAAGAAUGCCAGGGAUGUGUUGAUGGGUCCACAAGAGGUUGAUGGGGGAUGCUUGAGCUCCUACCACGUGGAAGGUGGUGUAGGCAAAGAGAAGGAUGCGUAGGCACGUUGGACGGUGGAAGGCAGGGGCUGCUGAAUGAUGUGGCAGGAAACAUGCAAAGUGCUCAGCGUCCCUGGGCGGUGCAGAGUCUUGGGAAGCAAGAGGAUGGAGCCAUCCUUUCAAUUUCCAGCCUGGGUUUCCCAAAGGAGAGGGUGUUUGAGUUCAGUGGCAGAGAGAGUGGGGAAGAGUGUUGGAGCCCAGCUGAGUGGCCACCUUUGUCAAAUGGAGCUGAGAAAUGAUUUUCACAUGGCUGGCGUAAUGGCGAAGUUUCCAAAACAGCAACACAACAAAAUAGCCAUUUACAUAUCAAGACUAUAUUCAUAGAAUCCAUAUGUCUAAGGUGGGGAAGUUGUCAUUAUUCCUGUUUUAUAGAUGAGGAAAUAGAGGCCUAGAUGGAGUAAGUGACUGCUGAAGUACCCAUGAUUUGUCAGUAGAAAGGAAGAGACCAAAGGUGGCAUCAACUUUAUUUUUCCUUCUUUUUUUUGAGACUGGAGUCUUGCUCUGUUGCCCAGGCAGGAAUGCAGUGGGGUGAUCUCGGCUCAUUGCAAGCUCCGUCUCCUAGGUUCACACCAAUCUCCUGCCUCAGCCUCCCAAGUAGCUGGGACUACAGGCGCCCGCCACCACGCCCAGCUAAUUUUUUGUAAUUUUAGUAGAGACGGGGUUUCACCGUGUUAGCCAGGAUGGUCUCGAUCUCCUGACCUCGUGAUCCGCCUGCCUCGGCCUCCCAAAGUGCUGGGAUUACAGGUGUGAGCCACCACGUCCGGCCUGUUUUUCCUUCUUUGUUAAGUGGAACAAGUCAUUUUUUUGGUGGUCAUUUCCAAUAUGUAAUUCCUGAUAACACACAUAUGUAUUAUCUCUUUAAAAAUUAAAAAAAAGCCAGCCAAAAAAAGAAAAUAGAAGUGUUCAAGAAACUGCCUUUUUUCAUGUACUAGUAUUUCUGUGUCACUAAAUCCUUCAACAGCAUUAUUUUUAAUAGCUGCCCAAUGUCCUAAUGGAUGGGUGAGUCAUGAUUUACUUAACCAAUCCCCUGUUGUUGGACAUACAGGUUAUUCACAGCUUUUCUCUAUUGUAAGUGGAAUUGCAAUGAAUGUUUUUGUAGUACACACCAGUGAGUGAUUUCUUGGUGCGCUUGGAAGUGCUGGUUCCAAGAAUAAGAUAAUCUGUAGGCUUUGAGAUUAAUUGCCAAAUUGCUUUCUUGAAAUAUUGAGGCUACUACUUUCCAGUGUCUUCAAUAGGAAUACGUAACGUUUUUCUAAAGCUGAGUAGUAAGAGAAAGGUAGAAUCUAAUUUUACUGUGCAUUUUCUUGAUUAUUAGUGAAGCUAAACAUUAUUUUUUAUUGAUGCGUUAACAAUUUCUUUCUUUUGCAAAUGAUCUAUUCAUGUUCUGUGACUGAUUUCUAUCUUGUUGUCUUUACGUUUGUGAAUGGUAAGAAUUUUUAUGUGUUCAGGAACUAUUUAAAUGUUCAGGACAUUAACCUGUGGUUAUGUAUAUCACAGGUACAGUCACAUCGCUUAACAAGGGAGAUACAUUCUGAAAAAUGUAUUGUCAGUAUUUUGUCAUUGCAUGAAGAUCGUAGAGUGUAUUUACACAAGCCUAGAUGGAUAGCCUACUACACAUCCAGGCUAUAUCGUAUAGCCUGUUCCUCUAGGGCUAUGAACCUGUACAGUAUAUUACUGUAAUGAAUAGUGUAAGCAGUUGUAAUACAAUGGGACAUAUUUGUGCAUGUAAACACACCUAAACAUAGAAAAGGUACAGUGAAAAUACGGUAUUAUAAUCUGAUGGGAUCGGCAUUGUGUACAUAGUUCGUUAUUGACUGAAAUGUUGGUAUGAGGUGUAUGACUAUGUUUUCUCAUGACCUCUGCUUUUUUUGUCUUUAAGUUUUUAAUUUUUUGUUUUACUUUUGUCUUUUAAUUUUAAUUCUAUUGCAACCAAAUCUAUCAGCCUGUCUUCUAUGAUCUCUGCUUUUAAUUGUUACGCUUUAAAAAUCCUUCUCCAUGGUAACAUUAUAUUGACUCAUAUGUCUUAUUGGUUGAACGUGCCUAUGUUUGACUUUGAAAUCAUUAAAUUCAUUGAGGAUUUGUUUUGCCAUGAGUAAUUGGGUAAGGAUCCAGCUGAUUUUCUCCAGAUGAGUAGUUCAUUGUCCCAACACCAGUUAUUGCAAUAAGUUAUUCCUUCCCCAGGAAAUAUACCUGGGCUAAUUAAGAAAACUGUGCUUCAAUGUAAUUAUUCCACCUUAAUGCAUGAAAUAUUAGGUUAACAUGGAAAAAACAUGGCAUCCCAUGUUUUAGUAUUUUUUCCUUAUUUCCAAGCAGCACAUCUCUUUGAAUUAUAUUCUGUUCUCUGUUUUUAUAAUUUGACUCCCUUCUAUUCUACAUCUAAAUAGUGCAUUGUCUGUUUUCACGCAGGACUUUAAAAAUAGUUCUAGUACUAAUUGUAUUUUUAUUCUAAUACUGCUAUUCCUUUUACUGGUACUUCUGCAUCUUAAAAAAACAAAAGAAAACAAUGAAAACUUGGCAUGUUGGCUCACUUUGUGAAUGAAAGCAUACACUGUUCAGUUGUUUAUUCUUCAGCAACAUCUGAGUAUCCUCAAGAAAUCAGUGGAAUGAACCACUAGAGAUGAAUAGCCUUAAGUCCUCAAAGCUGAGCCCUUUGGGGUAACAUGCUCUAAUUCUGCCCUCUUUAGUUUGAGUUUAGGUUAAAUUCAGCUUGCAGAUUGCACCAAGCCUGAUGCCUCCCAGCCAUCAAGGAAAAGGGUAUCUAACACUUUGAAUCUCCAUUAAUCUUACAGCUCAGAUCCUGUGUAUUAAAUCUCAGCAUUCUCAGGGAUGUAUACUCUGGCAGAAAAACUUUAAUGAUUUUUUUUUCUGAUGCUGCCUAGAAAAUAUUAGAAAGAAGACCCUUCUUUCCUUUCCUUUCUUGUCCUGUCCUGUCCUGUCCUGUCUGUCCUGUCCUGUCCUCCCUCCCUCCCUUCCUUCCUUCCUUCUCUCCUUCUCCUCCUCCUCUCCUUUUCUUUUCUUUUCCUUUCCUUCUUCUUCCUUUCUUCCUUUCUUUCUUUCUUCCUGUAUUAUUUUCUUGUAUAGCUCAGGUCUCACUGCUUUGCUGCCAUUCUUGUGGAGAAUAAUAGGUAACAGAGGUGUGCACCUGGCCUCAUUUAUUGUCACACUGGAUAGGUAAUAGACGCCGGCAUGGCUAUGCUGUGGUUCCUGCUGAUGGGCACACUAUUACAGGUGCAUGAUAAGUGUGUCAUACGCAGGAAGUACGUUUCUCCCAGCCUUCCCUACCUGCUGAGGGCUGCUCCCAGCCUAAGGAUUUCAUCCAGAUAGAUUCAUAGCGCUUCCAGUAAAUGCACCCCUUGCCUGUCAAAGUUGAAAAAGAAAUUACUUUGGACACAAAGAGGUGUUUCUUUUGACACAGCAGGCGUGUGAAAAAAUAAGCAAAAAAACAAGAGGGAUUUCUGUUACCAUUGGCAUGUGCUUCUCUUGUACUUCUUUAGUUCACAAUGCCAGUGGUUCAGCUUCCCAUUCUGAUCCUCACUGCUCUAAUCUCUUCAUCUGUGCUUGCAAUCACAGCCACGCGGGCUCGCAAUAUUACCACGGAAUCAUUUUAUUUGUUGGAAUCUCUUUCCUGUUCAUUACUCAUUUUUAUCCCCAGGUAGACAAACACCCUAAGUUUACCUCUUGCGAAUUGUACGCUUUAAGAUUAAAGAAUUCGUAGUUGAAUAAGAAUAACUUUUCACAUAAAUUUAAUGGAGUUUUAUCUUCUGAGCCAAGGCUUUAUUUAAGGAGUCUUGGGAGGUAAUCAUGUGUUACCUGAGACUCUCCGCCCAUAGGAUGUAGUUCCUUUCCAUUGGAACACAUGGGGACCGAGGGAAUAAAGAAUGUUUUCAUCUCUGAAAAUGUCUCUCAUUCUUCCAAUCAAUGCUGCUCUUUUCUUGCUUAUUGUAUACUGGGAAGCAUUUGUUUCGAUUUGUGGUUAAAUGUGUGUGUCCACUGGACUUCAGUAUCCACCCUUUGAAGGACCGCAGGAGAAGUUGUUCAGGUAGAAACAUACAAGGGCCGGAUGCGGUGGCUCACACCUGUAAUCCCAGCACUUUGGGAGGCCUAGGCGGGUGGAUCACUUGAGGCCUGGAGUUUGAGACCAGCCUGGCCAACAUGGUGAAACCCUGUGUCUACUAAAAAUACAAAAAUUAGCCAGGUGCGGUGGCGCAAACCUGUAAUCCUAGCUACUUGGGAGGCUGAGGCAGGAGAAUCGCUUGAACUUGGGAGGCGGAGGUUGCAGUGAGUUGAGAUCGUGCCAGUGCACUCCAGCCUGGGUGACAGAGCGAAACUCUGUCUCAAAACACAAACAAAAAGAAACAUACCGGAAGAUCAGGUUCUAUUGAACCCCAGUGCAGCCAUGGGUAGAAUUUUAGGCUUAUUUAUAUUCCAUUUCACCACAAGAUGUCACCAGGGCACCACACCAACAUGGUCUAUGGACCAUCUCUCUGGCAAAUAGAGUUGUGGUCAUCAAACAGCACCUGCCCAGGGCUAUGGGGAGAGGAAGCUGGUUGGCUUUGUCACAAAUGCCUUGAUGUCUCUUUCCUCCCCUGGGGCCCAUCUCUUCCAGCGUUUGCAUAGAGAGAGAAGGCAGGCAACAGGACACAAGAAGAUUUUCCCAGAGUCCAGGGUGUUCUCUUACCCCUGAAAUAGUUUCUUCACUGGAUGGGAAGGCAGGCACCCAGGGGGAGAUGGCAUCAGAUGCAUAAACAGUUUUUCUCCUCAGUAGACAUUUACAUGAGUCAAUAGGAAUCAUAUUCUCUCUCUCUU
Messenger RNA from Pan troglodytes (chimpanzee), 21683 nucleotides. RefSeq names its product WW domain containing oxidoreductase (gene WWOX). Gene Ontology annotation, biological process: positive regulation of transcription by RNA polymerase II; hippo signaling. The transcript is spliced from 6 exons. The record is from RefSeq and is a predicted model, not a curated record. Gene Ontology annotation, molecular function: transcription coactivator activity; protein binding. The coding region runs from base 650 to 1336 and encodes 228 amino acids. NCBI's taxonomy places the organism in Eukaryota, Metazoa, Chordata, Mammalia, Primates, Hominidae. Gene Ontology annotation, cellular component: cytoplasm; nucleus.